AUGACAACUACACCACCUCAAGGUUCAGCGAGUGUUCAAGCGCCGACGCCAUGUUAUGGAAUACAAAGCAAUUUACCAAUUCCGUCGCGAUUGAAUUUGGCAGGAAAUAUUUCAGAAAACUGGAAGAAGUGGAAGCAAGUGUGGGAUUCGUUCGAAAUCGCCUCACGUCUUAACCAGCAAGAAGAUAAAUACCGUGUAGCUACUUUCAUUACCUGCAUUGGAACCGAAGCCCUCGAAGUCUACAAUGGUCUUCCGUUCGAAAAAGAAGAAGACAAGGACGUAAUGAAUACAGUUCUGGAGUUGAUGGAGAGGCAUUGCAUUGGCCAAACAAAUGUCAUUUACGAGCGAUACUGCUUCAAUAAUAGAAAACAAGAAAGCGGCGAAUCAUUUGACACGUAUCUCACAGCGCUCAAAACUCUCGCGAAAACGUGCAUUUUUGGUCCACUCACCGACGAAUUAAUUCGUGAUAGGAUCGUCUGUGGAAUUUGUGACACGGGAACUAGGAAGAAAUUACUACAAGAGCCCAAAUUAAAUCUUCAGAAGUGUAUCGAUGUAUGUCGAUCAGCCGAAACAACUGCAUCGCAAAUGAAAGUCAUGAGUGGAAGAGAAGAAGUCAACGCACUCAACCACAAAGAGAAAAAAGACGGCAGAGACGCCAGUCCUAAGUUAGUUAAUUGCAAAUACUGCGGCAGAAAACACGAGAGAUCAAGAGAUAAAUGCCCAGCGUUCGGAAAAGAAUGUGCGAAAUGCGGCAAAACAAAUCACUUCGCCAAGCUAUGUAAACAGAAACUUGGUGGGCGACAACGAAGAAAAGAACGGAUUCACCGAGUGCGAGACGCAAAAACUUCGCAGGAUUCGAGCGAUGAAGAGUACUGCUUCACGAUUUCAUCCGAAAAUCUGGAAGAACAAAGUGUCAAAAGUGUCAGUAGUCAACCCAUCAAAUCGAAAAUCUUCGCAACAAUGGAGAUCAAAGGUCAUCCCGUUCGUUUUCAAGUCGACAGUGGCGCCACCUGUAAUGUGAUAAGCAAAAACGAUUUACCGAACGAGUGCCCGAUCGCGCAUUCGAAACAAGUCCUCAGCAUGUUUAACGGAUCGAAAAUGGAAACCAUUGAAAAGACAGAAGCAAUGGGCCUAACGAUGCAACAAAUAGCAGCAGAUUUCCAUGACGUUUUCACUGGAGAAGGAAAAUUUGAGAAGAAACUUCACUUAGAGUUGGACACAACCAUUGAACCAGUGAAACAGCCUGUUAGAAGGAUUCCAGUGGCAAUGAAACCCAAGUUAAAGCAAGAGCUCACUCGUCUCAAAGAACUUGGUGUUAUCAAAGCAGUUGACACUCCAACAGAUUGGGUCUCAAGCUUGGUACUUGUUAAGAAGCCCAACGGCAAGCUUCGCGUGUGUAUCGACCCUCAGCCACUAAAUAAAGCUUUGAAACGCAGCCACUACCCUCUUCCGGUUAUCGACGAUCUCCUGCCGGACUUGUCAAAAGCUAAAGUCUUCAGUGUGUGUGACGUUAAAAACGGGUUUUGGCAUGUCGAGUUAGAUGAAGAUUCAAGCUAUCUAACAACGUUUGGCACUCCAUUUGGUCGGUACCGGUGGCUGAAGAUGCCAUUUGGCAUAUCACCCGCACCGGAAUAUUUCCAACAUCGUUUGGAUCAAGCCAUCGAAGGCCUUCCCGGUGUGCGCACAGUUGCAGACGACAUCCUCAUCUCGGGUGAAGGUGACACUGUGCAAGAAGCAGUGAAAGAUCACGACAAAAACUGCUAA
Molecule: messenger RNA, 1764 nt
Organism: Pocillopora verrucosa
Lineage: Eukaryota; Metazoa; Cnidaria; Anthozoa; Scleractinia; Pocilloporidae
Source: RefSeq, a predicted model, not a curated record